GGUCGGGAGAGCUGCCGCUCACGGCCCCGGCCGGCACUCGGGCGGCGAGGCUGUUUAAAGGCGCCGCGCGCUGGUGCCCCGUGUUUCCUGCCGUGCGUGUGAGCGAGGGUGCGGAGCGCAGCGGCCACCGGGAGCCAUCGCCUCGGACAGAUCUGCCACGAUGCCUGGGUCUCUUCCAGUGAACGCUGAAUCCUGUUGGCCAAAAGAUGUGGGAAUUGUUGCACUGGAAAUAUAUUUUCCUUCUCAAUAUGUUGACCAGACAGAGCUGGAGAAGUAUGAUGGUGUGGAUGCUGGCAAAUACACCAUUGGGUUAGGCCAGUCAAAGAUGGGAUUCUGCUCUGACCGGGAGGAUAUCAAUUCUCUCUGUUUGACUGUGGUUCAGAAGCUCAUGGAGAGGAACAGUCUUUCCUAUGACUGUAUUGGGAGAUUAGAAGUUGGAACGGAGACAAUAAUUGAUAAAUCAAAAUCAGUAAAGACUGUCCUGAUGCAACUCUUUGAAGAAUCUGGUAACACAGAUGUAGAAGGAAUUGACACCACAAAUGCAUGCUAUGGAGGCACAGCUGCUCUUUUUAAUGCUAUUAACUGGAUUGAGUCCAGUUCUUGGGAUGGACGUUAUGCACUUGUUGUUGCUGGAGACAUAGCUGUGUACGCCACUGGAAAUGCCAGGCCGACAGGUGGAGCCGGUGCUGUUGCUAUGCUAGUUGGUCCAAAUGCACCUUUAAUUUUUGAGAGAGGAUUGCGUGGAACCCACAUGCAGCAUGCUUAUGACUUCUAUAAACCAGACAUGGUGUCUGAAUAUCCUGUAGUUGAUGGCAAAUUAUCUAUACAAUGCUACCUCAGUGCAUUAGAUCGCUGCUAUACUGUCUAUCGCAACAAAAUCCACGCCCAGUGGCAAAAGGAGGGGACAGACAGACGUUUUACCUUGAAUGACUUUGGAUUCAUGAUCUUUCAUUCUCCCUACUGUAAACUGGUACAGAAAUCUGUGGCCAGACUAUUGCUGAAUGACUUUCUCAGUGACCAGAACCCAGAAACAGCAAAUGGUGUUUUCAGUGGUCUGGAAGCUUUCAGGGAUGUUAAACUGGAAGAUACCUAUUUUGACAGAGAUGUGGAAAAAGCUUUUAUGAAAGCUAGUGCUGAGCUCUUCAGUCAGAAAACCAAAGCUUCAUUGCUCGUAUCCAAUCAGAAUGGAAAUAUGUAUACCCCUUCGGUCUAUGGUUGCCUUGCUUCCCUUCUAGCCCAGUACUCUCCAGAGCAGCUUGCAGGACAGAGAAUUAGUGUGUUCUCCUAUGGCUCUGGUUUUGCUGCUACGCUGUAUUCCAUCAGAGUUACACAGGAUGCCACUCCUGGUUCUUCCCUGGACAAAAUAACUGCCAGCCUUUCUGAUCUUAAAACAAGACUUGACUCAAGAAAAUGUAUUGCACCUGAUGUCUUUGCUGAAAACAUGAAGAUUAGACAGGAAACACAUCAUUUGGCCAACUAUAUUCCACAGUGUUCAGCAGAAGAUCUCUUUGAGGGAACAUGGUACCUUGUGCGUGUGGAUGAAAAACACAGAAGAACUUAUGCAAGGCGCCCACUGAUGGGUGAUGGACCUCUGGAGGCAGGAGUUGAAGUUGUCCACCCAGGCGUUGUUCAUGAGCACAUCCCAAGCCCUGCUAAGAAAGUGCCAAGAAUCCCUGCAACAACAGAAUCUGAAGGCGUCACUGUUGCCAUUUCCAAUGGGGAGCAUUAAGAUACCUCUGUGAGGUGGGGAAUGAAAAACGGUGUGAGGGUAGGGUGAGAGAGAGAAAAAGGAUUAAAAUAGUAUGAAGUUUCACUGUACAGUAAUACUUAAUUGGAGCAUGGAACUGUUUAACUCCUUGAAAAAUUCAUUUUAAUAUGGUGUGAUAUUUAUAGUGUUUUCAGAACACUAAAAUCAUUAAUAUACUGGAGAUGGAGGGACUUGCCAGGGUCUUUAACACAUCUGAAUUUUUUUUAAUUGCUGAGUUGUAGCUGUGUUCUAUUACAAGAUCUUUGUAUGUAGAAAAAUGAAUUUUCUGCCUGCCUUUUCCAUGUAAAAUGACUUGAAACUUAAACUGUUAACAACUUGUAUUCAAAAGUGUACGGCAAAACAGUCUAAGCUUUUUAUGUUAGGGUUCUCAGUGCCUUGACAGUAAGUAGUCCAUCUUCUGAAUACCAUGUUUCUCUUCCCCUUUAUCACCUUUCCCUACUUCUCCCAAUCCACCUCCCAGCUGCCUCAUUGCUUUGGAAAAGGUGUAGAACCAGAUAGCAUUGAUUAAUGGAAUAGAAUCUCUCCUAUCAAAAUGACUGGAUUAAGAACGGCUAGACUGACAGAUUUUUUUUUAAGAACUCUGUAACUGACUGUGUUAGUUACUAUAUAAUUCCUCCUCAUAUUGUGUGCUUUAUACCUCCAGUAUAAAUCACAGCAGUAUGGAAGGAAAGAGGAAUGACAUGAGAGGCAGUUGCUUUUUUCUUCCAGAGAACAAAAAGGCGUAUUUCUUAGGUUCAUCAAUUUGGCACCUUUCAAGAUUAUUUAACUGUAACAGAAGAAGAAGUAUUUAAGACAGAUUAAUUUUUCAAAUAAAACUUCUGGAUCUUCUGGAGCUGUUUUAAUUGGCAAGCUAAGGAAGGGAGGAAGAUCAGUUUGUCUGGAAUGUUGGCCUCUCAUUAUUCUUUAUAUAUACAUUUCUAAGAGACUAUUUGUAACUCUGAAUUUGGCUUCAUACUUUGAAGUAGUGGUAAUGUUGUAGUAGAUAAGUAUGAGUUUUUUCCUUUUUUUCCCCCCCAACAUGCAAACUAAAAGCUAGCCAUUUUGCAAGUGGUACAUGUACAACGCUAAUGGGGAGUCCAUUCUGGUAGAUUUUUAAAGCCCAGAUUGGAGAUGAACUAUGACGUGAACCUUGUAAGCUUGUAAUAUAUAUUUAAAUUGACUUAAUGUACAGAACAGUCUUGUUGAGUUUUAUUUCUUUGUCUAAUUCUACAAAGCUGCAUUAUCUAAUAUAAAGUAGCAAAAGAAAUGAUUUGUCUGUUAAAUUACAAUUUUUUUGGUGUAAUGAAGUGUUUGUAUGAUCAGUCGCUCACUAGGAUUUGAUAACUUUUGCUGGAUUUGUACAGUCAAGCUUUGGUAAAAUAGUUGUUUAUUAUGAAUUGCUGGGUACUAAUCUGUUUGUUCUGUUGAAAAUGAUGGAACAAUGAUGCAUGAAGAUAGUGUUGCGAAUAUGUGGGUUUAGGUGCCCUCAUGAAACUUAUCUUGGCACCAGAAAAAGAAUUUGCCAUGGAACAAAGUCCAUUGCUGGCAGUGGACAAGCCAAGGAUUGAGCUACUGGCACAAAAAAUUAACCACAGGGACCUCACUGUUUGUGAGGCUGAUCCUUUAAUAAAAUAAAGUUUGAGACAUUUGAAA
Dromaius novaehollandiae (emu) is the source of this 3400-nucleotide messenger RNA. RefSeq names its product hydroxymethylglutaryl-CoA synthase, cytoplasmic. Bases 161 to 1729 code for a protein of 522 amino acids. NCBI's taxonomy places the organism in Eukaryota, Metazoa, Chordata, Aves, Casuariiformes, Dromaiidae. Gene Ontology annotation, molecular function: hydroxymethylglutaryl-CoA synthase activity. The transcript is spliced from 10 exons. The record is from RefSeq and is a predicted model, not a curated record. Gene Ontology annotation, biological process: acetyl-CoA metabolic process.